UGAUGUAUUUAUUGAUCGAGAUGCACUUAAAAAUGCCGUUGCCUAUGGAUCUACUGCUAAUACGGAUCAUAACCUAAACUUAAUGAUCAACACGAUCUUGGAUGCAUUCUUCACACAAAGCCAAUUGGCAGGCUAUAGUUUAUCGGGAAAGGCGUGCCCAAAUAUGAAGGGGAGUAAACCGAAGCCCAAGAUUCCCUCAAACAUCAUUCAAGCUCUCAAAAAUUUUGUGCGAAGAAAUUGGAAAGAAUGGUACAAAUUGGUACCAACUGACAAAGCAAUAAACAGUGGCGUGGGUGCUAAACUUCGUUCAUGUCAUACGGCAGCUAAGAACAAACGAAAAAAAUCAUCACUUACCAAACAGCCUUUGUUUAUCGGAGAUAAUGACAGCGAAGAUGACAACGGUAAUUCUAAAGAUGGUGUUGACGAUAACGAAGACAAUAUUUCCGUACGUAGUUCUGAUUUUGAAAAUGAAGACUCGUCAUCACAAGCUGCCGAAGAAAACGACGUUAUCUAGCUUAUAUGUGUUCUCCACUGUCAUUUAUCAUCUUCCACAGCUUUUGGUCUGAUUGUCAACUUGAUUUAUUUAUUAUUCCAGUUUCGGCGUUUUAAUAACCUGCCCCUUUUUUAUAACCGUUAGCUUUUAUUGUUCGUCGUUGAUAUUAUGUAUACUGCCUCCGGCCUCUCUACUUACGGUUAAUUUUCUUUGUGACUUAUUUAAUUAAGUCAUAUAUGGAAGAGUUUUUGUAUGCGCAAUAACAAACUCAUGUGCAAUAAACAGAAAUAAAAAUGAA
Molecule: messenger RNA, 791 nt
Organism: Daphnia magna
Lineage: Eukaryota; Metazoa; Arthropoda; Branchiopoda; Diplostraca; Daphniidae
Exons: 2
Coding region: 83-514 (143 amino acids)
Molecular function (GO): DNA binding
Source: RefSeq, a predicted model, not a curated record